This is a messenger RNA of Mycena citricolor, 10580 nucleotides long. Lineage: Eukaryota; Fungi; Basidiomycota; Agaricomycetes; Agaricales; Mycenaceae. The record is from the annotation of a GenBank genome assembly.
AUUGUGCAGCUCACUGGCCAUAGCCAUCAAGAUCUUUGGUGUCUACACCCAUGCUCAGAUUGGGCGCGUCUCUUUUUGGGAUUCCAUGGGCCGGGAACUGGGAAAGAAAGGGAAAGAGUACAGGGAGAGAUGUGCGUUCCGCAAAGCGCCUCAUAAUCCCGGCGACUACGUUUUCUCGCCCGGUAUCUUUCCUGCGCCGGAGGAGUCGCGUGCGCUGCCUUCAGGAAAUGUCCCCGAUCUUCCGCCGGAUGAUUUGGAAAAUAUACAGGCGCUGUUGAUCAAAUCCGUGUCUUUCUCCAAAGCGAUGCUCAAGGCCAUCAUUGCCGACCUGGAUAUCGCGUUUGUGCUGCAAGUCUCACCGACUGAGAAGGCCAUCAUCGAGCAUCCUGAUUCCUGUUACGUGAUCGGUCGAAGUGGCACUGGAAAAACGACCACAAUGCUAUACAAGAUGCUACUCAUCGAGGCAGACUACGAACUCGCGAAGGGAACAGAGCAUGAAGUCAGAAAACGUCGGCAGCUCUUCGUUACGCAGUCGCGUGUCCUUGCUGGGAAAGUGGAGGAACACUUCGGCAGACUGUUUGCAGGGUAUCGACCAAUGAAAGUUGCACAGCCCGCCCAAGACCAGGAUGGGAAUGGCCAGGAGGCACUACUCGACGCCGACGAUGUAGUCGAUUGGAGGAGCGAUCUCCCACAGCGAUACAGCGAGCUUCGAGACGAGCAUUUCCCACUGUUCCUGACCUUUGACCGACUCUGUGAUCUCCUUGAGGGGGAUUACGAGAGUGGCUUUUCCUCAGCACGUAAAGUCACAUACGAUCGAUUCAUUCAGUCGUACUGGCCGCAUUUCCCUCAAACACUGACCAAGGCGCUGGAUCCAGCGAUGGUGUUCAGCGAGUUCAUAGGUGUCAUCAUGGGAUCGGAGGACACAUUGGACUCAAGGAACGUUGCCACGUAUCUAGACAGGAAGACGUAUCUAGGGCUCAGCGAGCGCACACAGUCCACAUUCGCUACUCAGCGCGCGGAGGUUUAUGGGCUGUUUGAAGCGUACUUGGCUCGCAAACGGGCUCUACAGGAUCAUGAUGCUGCUGAUCGGACGCAUGCGCUUUUGAGACAUCUUCAGACACAUCGUCAGAAACAAGGAGUUCCCGAGCUGAUCAAGCUGGACUAUCUAUAUGUCGACGAAACUCAGGACAACUUGCUCAUCGACUCUCUAUUGCUACGAUCCAUCUGCCACAAUCCGAAUGGUCUGUUCUGGGCUGGGGACACAGCUCAGACAAUUUCCGUUGGGAGCUCGUUUCGAUUCGAUGACCUCAAAGCCUUCUUGUAUCGUGUUGAGGAGAAACACACACUCUCACACAAGGGUUCUGCGGCACACGUCUAUCAAGCUCGGCCUCCCAAGUCAUUCCAGCUGACUGUUAACUAUCGCUCGCACGCGGGGAUCGUCAACUGCGCGAAUACUGUCAUCUCGCUGUUGACAUCGCUAUGGCCGUACUCCAUCGAUGUCCUGGACAGAGAGCGAGGGACGGUGAACGGCUCGCGGCCUGUGUUUUUCACUGGAUUUGAUUCAGGGAAUGUGGAAUACGAGCAGUUUCUGUUCGGAGAUCGGGAUGGAAGCUAUAUCGAGUUCGGUGCCCACCAGUGCAUUCUUGUCCGAAAUGAUGCCGCCCGAGAUAAGCUGAGGGAGCAGGUCGGCGAUAUUGGACUGAUCAUGACUUUGUAUGAAAGCAAAGGUCUCGAAUUCAACGAUGUACUGUUGUACAACUUCUUUGAAGACUCCACCGUGGCCGGAGCCCAAUGGCGCGUGGUGCUGAACGAAGUGGAUGAUCCGAAGCAGCGGCUUACUGUGCCCACUUUUGACCCUAUGCGACACGCGAGCGUGUGCAUGGAGCUCAAGUUUCUGUAUGUCGCGAUUACCCGAGCGAGGAACAACCUCUGGAUUGCCGAUGCCACUUCGAAAGGAGAGCCCAUGCGGAUCCUAUGGACAAGCAGAGACCAAAUCCAAAACUGUACACCUGGGUCCGACACACCGAAAUUGGCGUCAAACUCGACCGAUGUUGAAUGGAGACAGCAGGGCCGGAAACUGUUUGCGAACAAGAACUACUAUCAGGCCAAGCAAUGUUUCGAACGUGGAAUGGAGCCGAGGUUGGCAGCGAUGGCUGAGGCUUACUACCUGCGGCAAGAGGCCCGCAAGGUCCCCGACACCAACAAACGCCGAGACAUGGACACACGCAAGAUUGCGUUCAUCAAAGCCGCUGAAGCGUUCCUUCGGUGUGCUCGAGUCGAGCCGGACCCCAGCGCCCAGGCUUACUUGCGUAUUGCAGCGGAAUGCUAUGAGCUUGCGGGGGACGAGUUGACUGCGGCGCUGAUUUAUCGGGAUGCGCGGGAGUUCACGCGCUCGACUGAGCUGUAUCGGAAGCUGGCCAAAUUCGAUGAGGCGGUGGACAAUAUCUUGAAACACGGGGAUGCGAUCAAGCCUGAGGUGGUGGAGAAGGUGACAAAUGUCGCGAGACUGUUCUAUUUCAAUGGACACCAACUGGAGAAAGCGAGUCGACUGUUCUCUUCCACUGACGAGGCACUGGAGUAUCUGGAUGACCGAGGGCUCGAUAUGCCUCGCGCACAACUGCUGGAGUCGCUGGGCCAAUAUACUGCCGCUGCAGAGAUCCACCUGGAAGAGGGCCGGACGCUGGAUGCCAUCAAGCUCUUCCUUCGAGAGGAUGUUCGCCGGGGCACAGAGUGCAUCUUGCGUGGACUUUGGCAACACGUGACGUUUGGAGUCGUCCCGGUAGUGAGUGGUGAGUUGGAGCAGCUGCUGAGACUGGCAGAAAAGGCGGAUUUGUCCAUGUUGUCCGAGAAUGACAGGCAGGAGCUUUCGAUGUUCUGUUGUAUCUUCGCCGAAAAGACUGCCGAGAUCGCUCGACUCGGAGAGCAAUUCGAAGAGAAACGGGAUGUUGCUGCCGCGCUGCUUUGCUUGGACAACUAUUUCCGCUCACCGCCCAAGAUACAAGUGCUCAGCGCUCGAGACGUGUCUGAGCAGCUGCGCUUGUUUGGCUGCUACAUGCGUGUUCUCAAUUGGGUGACCUGGACCGAUCCGUGUUCAUAUCCAGAGAUCGGCAAGUUGUUUGGGUUCACGCGUGCUGGAGAAAACAGCUUCGUUCUGCGUGCGAGCACUUGGCUGAACCCGCACCCUACCGAUGAUUCCAUGGUCAACAGCGCGGAGUUGCGGAUGUUAUUCCAGAACAAGAUCAAGCCGCGACUUCAGGGUUGUUUCGUCACCGAAAACGAGGUCUGUAUGAGGAGGACACGGGCGUUUUCUCCGUGUUUGUUGUAUGCGCUGUUCGAUGGGACGUGCAACCGCGUAGACUGUCCGAACGAGCACCUUGCUAGGUCUCAGAUUGACGAGGAACAGUAUAUGUAUCGGGUGCGGAUCUGUAUGCAGCAGAUUGUGAUCGUGGGGACGGUGCAGUUCGCAGUGAACGACUCGUCGAUCAAGCGCCACUGGAUCCAGCAGCUCUACUCUACACUGUAUCCCUCCGACUAUCGGCUCGGCUCAGUCUCGCGCCUUGAUCUGACCCAGAUUCCGGAAUCUGAACAAGCGCUGCAGACGGUGAAGGAAUGGAUUCGAGCCUGGGUAUACGAACUGUCGUUCAAACCCGGGGCUAGAUUCCUUUCGGACUUGGCAAUGGUGGCUCGGAUGGCUUUCCAGCUCGAUCCCGGGGGCGCAAUGACGUAUCUGACGAUGAGCCCAGUGAUGCAGCUGCAGCCGGACAUGUACAAGCGCCGCAGUGGACGGGACGAAAACUAUGUGGUCGGGGAGUUUUUCGCGCACUGUGAAGGGCGGGAGAAAAGUUGUAUUCCCAUGGGGAUCAUGUUCGUCCGUCAUAUCUUGACGAACGAGCUCCCGAUCCAGAUUAGCGUGCUUUGCGACUUGCUCGAGUACUUGUGCACGCGCAUCGUCGUCGCCGACCGGAUGGCUCGUGGUUCCCCGCAUAACCUCACCCUGCCACUCAGUUGGCUGUCGAAUUGGCGGAGCGUUGUCGGAGAGGGAAAACGUGUGAUCAGUGCUUUCGACCUGUUCACGCAGAGCCUAGUCACGCUGCUGACUUGCCUUUACUACGGCGAGCGUGCGGAACAUCUCUUGUACGAGAAUCGGCAUCUUGGGAUGUUGGGCUGGAGGCAUCGGGAUGUGUUUCUCUCUCGGAUCUGUCGCUGCUACAGUCUGCUCGCGUAUAACAUACCUGAUGAAGGCUCCGGUAUGAUGCGAGUAGGAGGAUCUCACAUCUGCGACGCUCGGAUCCCACCUACAGGAAGAUGACAAUGUCGCAUGGGUAUCUGAUCGCUGAGAACUGGCGGGCUACGGUGAAAGCGCUCCGCCGCUCGACGGCUGAUUCGCCUCUAGACGAGCUGGUCCUGCUGUACAGUGCUGACUCUCCACCGCCUCGACCGAUUCGCAACGUUCGUCCGAUUGUUUUCCAGACUAUCGAUGACAUUCCUCGACUUCUCGGUUCCCGAGAAGUUCGCGUUGAGGCCAAGCCGGACACCACCGCCAUCGAGGUUUUCAUUCCAGAGGAGGAUGAAGAAGAGGAGGAGCUGAUCGAAGGAGACUCUGUGUUGCUGCCUGAGAGCAGUGCUGCUGCAGCUGUCUCUGAGGAGGUGGUGAUUCCCACAAUCGAAGCCGUGCAGAGGACGGAGGAGGAGAUCCACAAGGCUGUCGUGAUUCAGCGGGCGUUCCGACAGAUGUUAGCCAGAAAGCAAGCUGUCGCAAAGCAGGCGACGCUGGCUGCUGGCUGCUCGGCCUGGUUCAAGGCGUGUCUCAAAGCAGCGCCCGCGGACAAGGUCAAAUAUCGGGUGCGCUUCCUCGGGCCGCUGCCGCAUCUGCUCCUUUGCCUGGAGGAUGCAUCGGCGACUAUACAGGAACAGAAGAACCGGGUCAAGAAGGGGCUGAAGGAUGCAAGGCAUGAGCGCUUGGAGGAACUGGAUGGGCAUUUGACGAGGAUUACACAAGCGUUGAAGCGGAUCAAGCGCACACAGAAGCAGCUGUCACCGACGUCACCGAUGCACGACGGGCAGGACGUUGGGCAGCUCAAGAAAGCCGUGAAUGAGGCGGUCGAGCUCGUGCGUGAGUUGGCUGAAACAUGGACGUUGUCGGAGGGUGUGAUGGAUGUGCAUUUGGAGAGAGCGUAUAAGGGGAUUGUGCAGCCGAGAAUUGUGAAGCCAAAGAAGAAACCAGAGUUGAAUCUGGACGAGGAAGAUCUAUCUCUGUAUCUCUGGUAAUCUUGUACACAAAAGCAGGUUUUCGUAUCUUGACUGAGAUGCAGGAUCGGAAUGCGUCUGGUCCAAACGACGGUGACAGCCAUACUCUGGGAGAUGGAAUCGAAAUGGGUGACAAAAAGAGAGCCGAGUGAAGUAAGACGAACUUUGCCGGGUAUCUAAUAAGAUCAAGAGACGAGUGACCAAGCUUUUGCUGUCUCCAGGCCCGCAUUGGAUGUGCCAUUGAUUCCAGUAGCACUGAUCGUGAAGUCAAUUGUCCGUCGUGAAGUCAGUCGCCCACAACUCUAGAUGGGGCAAGGACUCAUUAGUGGCACGGCACAGCAGACCAAUGGGGAAUAUAUUGGUCCGUUUCCUGCCUCCCACUGACUCCUGGAAACAAACUAGCACCUUCGAUGGCUUGGAAGACUCAGGUAUGACUUCAGCAUAUCUGCCGAUAUCUGCGUCUUGCUUGCCGCAGUCGAAUCCGAUCACAAUCACCCGACCUCGGACAGUGCUGAUGCACUGAUCAUCGGGCACUGUCCUCACUGGCUCCAGACAUUCAGCUGGCACAUAAGCGUUAUCGUAGCCGCCCAGCUGGAUCAGCACAAAUUUCUGCAUGAAUUGGCGUCGAUUCCAGGGCAUGCUUUGAGAGGGGACUACAAGCCCUGUCUUGCCAGCGUGUUGGAAUGUCUUCUUCUUGAAAGCAUUAAGAUAGCGGCUGUUUUUGCCCUUCAUUCGCUCCUUUUCCUUGUCUCUGGCAUUCUCGAUCUCUGCCACUGAUUUCACUCUAACGUCGAUGCGCUUGCCCAUCAAGUCUGGAUGCGCAAGCCACAUAUCAUCAUGCUCAAAAACGUCUUACAGUUGAAUCAGAGAUCUCUCUGGAUUUUGCUCUUGACAGACCCACCUGUUGGCUUAUCAGACAACGAUGAUCCCUUGGGCGUCUCAUAGUUUCCUUCCACGCUCUCAUCUGGGGGCGGAAUUACCUCUCGAUGUGGAUUUCUGAUGCGGUGGAGCAGGUCGUCGUAGAACGUGUCCGGUUGUGAGUCCUGUACAGUUCUGCGACGAGGAUCAGCGAAGCAAGCCGCAUGCACGAAGAACAUACUGAAUCUCGACCACCUGGUCCAAUUCCACGUAAGCCUUGGCGCCAACGUCCAGAUUUAAAGUGAGCUCGACGACACGCUCCCGCGCAGAUUCCUGCCCGACAGUAGGCUUCUUGGGUUGAUCAAUGUGCCGAUAGCCAACGACAAGUCCAAUAUGCCCCUCAUGGGCAUGUUUGCCAGUGAUCAUGAAGCGCCGGCCCGUGAAACCGAACCUAGAUUCCAUGAGGUGUCGUUAGAGCUUUGCUUGUUGGUAUCCGGUCGUGUCGGGUACAAGCAGCGCAAUGGCCCAAGAGGGAUAACAGAAGAGAGAUAGCAGCCCACGCAUAGAUGUGACGCCAAUGGUCACAUCACUCCUCAAUGGAGGACUUCAACCACCACAUCGCCAUAAAGCUGUCCAGGGCACUCAACACAAUCAACCCGAACGAUUUAUUGGCUCGUAGUGUCACUGAGAUAGCCAAGUCCAAUUCGGUGGAGGACUUCAUCAAAGCGGCGCGAGCUUUCGGCAAGUUUCAGGACCAUUUCUUAGCUGAGAUCCAUGUCGAGAUCUUGUCGCAUGAAAAGCAGGAAGCGACCGGCCUCGUACCGCGACCAGUGGAGGGGAUUACGGUACAUGACUCUGAGGUGCUGGAACCCGCGCCGGCACGGCCUGGCGGGCUCAUGCGGCCAGAUCAGCGACACACUUUCCGCCAACCUGCCAAACCACUGGAGCCGCCCACCCCCCGUGCUUCCGUCCUCGGUCUCGACCGACUCGCGCAAGAGAAGAGAGCAGCCGCAGCAGCUGAGGAGGGGAGCAGGAAACGGCCUCGAUUGGAUGACUCCGAGCCUGUUUUCAAGGUGCCGAGCCUGCCCGUAUCACGAUCCAGCAACCAGCGACAUCGAGGCGAAGAAACUCCCUCCCAUCCCGGUGGUCUGUCAGAGGUCGCGCGGAAAAGGUUGGAGGAGCACAGACGGAGUCGAGAAAAGCAACGAGAGGGUAUCUCCGCUGCAAACGAACGUCGGGAGGACGAGCCAAAGGGUCUAGGCGACUUCCAACGGCGGUCUAACCGUGACCGCGACCGAGGCUGGAGCCAACGAGGUGAUAGGAACAAUGGCCGCAGCUGGGAUAGCACGCCGCGUUCUGUUAGAGGUGGGAAUGGAGAUGCUCCGAGUGUGCGAGUGCCCAACGUUGGGUGGGACUCGACCCCCCGCAGAGCCGGGGAUUCAGAACCCGGUCGAGGAACUGCCAACCGCCGUUGGGACGCCCCCACUCCCAGGAACGUCCGCGCCGGCAGUCCAGAGUCUGCUAUCGGUCUCGAUGCUCGGGAGUGGGAGGAAGAACAAAUUCGUUUAGAUCGUGAUUGGUAUUCCGGCGCCGAGGAGGGUGGGAUUGCUGGUGACGAAGAGCAUAAUCCAUUGGCUCAAUAUGAGGAUUUGAGUGCCCUCAAAACGGCAGAAAUUGCGCAGAAACAAGUGAAAAAAAUCUCUGCCAAACAAGCUCAAUAUAAUGCCGACAACGACCUGUGGGAGUCUAACCGAAUGGUGACAUCCGGAAUAGCCACUCGCAAAGGUGUGGACAUGGACUUUGAGGACGAGUCUGAGUCCACAGUGCAUGUGCUCGUUCAUGAUCUGAAACCUCCUUUCCUUGAUGGGCGGACUGUGUUCACGAAGCAACUCGCUCCCAUCAAUCCCAUCCGAGAUCCCACGAGCGAUAUGGCCGUGUUCUCCCGCAAGGGAAGUGCGUUGGUGAAAGAGAAGCGGGAGCAAGCGGAACGAGCUAAGGCUGCAGCAAAGCUCGCCGCGCUCGGAGGAACAGCGCUGGGCAAUAUCAUGGGGGUGAAAGACGAGGAAGCUGACGCCCAAGCUGAAGAAGAGCGGAAAGAAAAGGAGCGCAAGGCAACCGGGCAGACGGAUGACUACAAGGGCGACUCCAAGUUUGCCUCGCAUCUCAAGGCAUCGACGGGUGUCAGCAGUUUCGCGAAGAGCAGGACACUCAAACAGCAGCGCGAGUACCUGCCGGCGUUCGCCAGCCGGGAAGAGCUGCUCAAAGUUAUUCGGGAGAACCAAGUGAUUGUGGUCAUCGGGGAAACGGGGUCUGGAAAGACUACGCAGCUGGCUCAGUUCUUGUACGAGGAUGGGUACUGUCAGCACGGUCUCGUGGGAUGCACACAGCCUCGGCGUGUGGCUGCCAUGUCUGUCGCCAAGCGAGUCAGCGAGGAGAUGGAGUGCAAGCUGGGCUCGACUGUCGGCUAUGCGAUCCGGUUCGAAGACUGCACGUCCGCGGAAACCAAGAUCAAGUACAUGACCGACGGUGUACUCUUGCGUGAAUCUCUGAACGAGGGCGAUCUGGAUCGGUACACCGUCAUUAUCCUGGACGAAGCGCACGAGCGUUCACUCAACACCGAUGUCCUGAUGGGGCUGCUCAAGAAGAUUUUGUCUCGACGUCGAGAUCUCAAGCUCAUCGUGACUUCAGCAACGAUGAACGCAGACAAGUUUUCGUCGUUCUACGGCAACGCGCCUACUUACACGAUUCCCGGACGAGCCUUCCCUGUCGAGACCUUCCACUCGAAAUCUCCGUGUGAAGACUAUGUCGACAGUGCUGUGAAGCAGGUGCUUCAAAUUCAUUUGUCGCUUCCAGCCGGGGAUGUUCUAGUUUUCAUGACAGGACAAGAAGACAUUGAGGUUACUUGUCAGGUCAUCAACGAGCGAGUGGCUCAGUUGAACGAGCCGGCGCCGAUUGCGGUGCUGCCAAUCUACUCGCAGAUGCCGGCGGAUCUGCAGGCCAAGAUCUUCGACGCGACGAGCGAUGGGCGGCGCAAAGUGAUUGUGGCUACCAACAUCGCCGAGACGUCAUUGACAGUCGACGGUAUCUUGUAUGUCGUCGACGCGGGGUACUCGAAGCUCAAGGUGUACAAUCCCAAAGUGGGAAUGGACGCGCUCCAGAUCACGCCGAUCAGCCAGGCCAAUGCGACACAGCGGACGGGGCGAGCGGGGAGAACCGGCAGCGGAUUUUGCUAUCGGCUGUAUACGGAGAUGGCCUUCCGGAAUGAGCUGUUUGAGAGUACGAUCCCGGAGAUCCAACGGACGAAUCUUGCCAACACGGUGCUGCUGCUCAAGGGCCUGGGCGUGAAGAACCUGCUCGAGUUCGAUUUCAUGGAUCCGCCUCCACAGUCGAACAUCCUCAACUCGAUGUACCAGCUGUGGGUGCUCGGUGCGCUCGACAAUGUCGGGGAUCUGACUUCGGUCGGACGGAAGAUGAACGAGUUCCCGAUGGAGCCGAGCAUGGCCAAGAUGCUGAUUGCGUCGGUCGGGUAUCGCUGCUCGUCGGAGAUGCUGACGAUCGUGUCGAUGCUGUCCGUGCCGAGCGUGUUCUACCGGCCGAAGGAGAGGAUGGAGGAGGCAGAUGCUGCGAGGGAGAAGUUCAAUGUUCCCGAGAGCGACCAUCUGACGCUGCUGAAUGUGUUCAACCAGUGGAAGAGCCAUGGCUUCCGCGACGAAUGGGCGAUGCGGCAUUUCCUGCAUCCCAAGCUGCUGCGCAAGGCGCGUGAGGUGCGGGUGCAGCUGGAGGACAUCAUGAAAUUCCAGAAGAUGGAGAUCAUCUCUGCGGGGACGGACUUUGAUGUGCUGCGCAAGGCGAUCGCGGCGGGGUACUUCCACCAGGCGGCGCGCGCCAAGGGAAUCGGGGAGUUUGUGAACAUCCGGUCUGGGCUGCCGACGCAUCUGCAUCCGACCAGUGCACUUUACGGGCUUGGAUACACGCCUCCCUACGUGAUUUAUCACGAGCUGAUCCUGACGUCGAAGGAGUACAUGACUCAGGUGACCGCGAUUGAUCCAUACUGGCUGGCUGAGCUUGGAUCUGUCUUCUACUCGGUCAAGGAAAAGAACUUUGACGAACGAGGGAACCGGCGACAGGCCGAUCGCGAGUUCUCAAAGCGGGCUGAGAUCGAGACUGAGAUGGCGCGGCAGAGGGAAGAAACCGCACAGAAAGCGGCGGAUGCGGAGCUGGCUGCGCAGACGAGCAGCAACAGCAGCUCCCGAGUCAUCGUGCCUGGGACACCGCGGCAUGCGGGGAACGGCGCUGGUGGGCGAGUCGGACAGACGCCCAGGCGGAUACUGGGUCUCUGAGAGGAGAAUUGGCCUCGCAUCCAGACAACUCCACAACUCCCUGCUCAGACUGAAUGAACAGACAAGGACAUUGUGUGAGGAAUCAUGAGCCCGCUCGCCAGAAUGACCCGGACUGAAAGCGGACGACGCUCAGAG